Molecule: messenger RNA, 747 nt
Organism: Malassezia globosa CBS 7966
Lineage: Eukaryota; Fungi; Basidiomycota; Malasseziomycetes; Malasseziales; Malasseziaceae
Exons: 2
Coding region: 1-747 (248 amino acids)
Biological process (GO): translational termination
Cellular component (GO): mitochondrion
Molecular function (GO): translation release factor activity
Source: RefSeq, a predicted model, not a curated record
AUGAACUUGCGUGGCAAGCUCAACACCAAGUACCAUGGUACGAAGUACACAGAAUUGAACAUCAACGCGAGGAUGCUGCCGACGAAAGCCUCGAUAGGUAUGAAUGGGACUCAUUCGAACAUGGUGUUCAAGACACUGUAUGCUGGUUGGAAGACGAGGCAGGUCUCUAGAUUCCCGCUUCCUGAAUCGCGCCUAAAUACACAUGAAGCGAGUGCUGGUACAGUAGAAGCACAACAUAUUACCGAGACUGUACAUGAAAAAAACACGGAUCCUGCUUCCCCUGCGACCCGCACUAUCGAUCGUGUUCCUCCCGGCACUGUGCCAGAAUGGUUCUCGGCAGGAAGCUACGCGUUUGCUCGCGACGGAUCGAAAAAAAUGCCAAUCGAUCUCGAUGAGCGUGAUAUUCGCGAGCGAUUUAUCCGAGGAUCAGGCCCUGGCGGUCAAGCCAUCAAUAAGCUUUCUACGAACGUGGAGCUUGUUCACAUCCCUACUAGUACACGCAUUACGUGCCAGCUUACCCGCAGUCGUGCACAGAAUCGCGAGCUUGCGCGUCGACAGUUGAGUCAACGUCUAGAAUGGCUCAUCAAGCAGAAUUGGUCCCAUGUAUCGGCCCAGCAAGGCACCAAACCCGUGUCUCGUGAGCUUUCACCCAGCGUAAUUCAAUCAAACUGGGACAAAGCUCGCAAACGCAAACAAAAUAAACGCAAAAAACAACGCCGGCGCGCCUCUAAUGAAUCAUUUGAUUAG